Molecule: messenger RNA, 630 nt
Organism: Carya illinoinensis
Lineage: Eukaryota; Viridiplantae; Streptophyta; Magnoliopsida; Fagales; Juglandaceae
Product: MDIS1-interacting receptor like kinase 1-like
Exons: 2
Coding region: 1-630 (209 amino acids)
Biological process (GO): protein phosphorylation
Molecular function (GO): ATP binding; protein kinase activity
Source: RefSeq, a predicted model, not a curated record
AUGCAUCAUAACUGCUCACCACCCAUUGUUCAUCGAGAUGUGAAGUCCAGUAACAUCCUUUUAGAUCUCGAGUUUAAUGUACAGAUAGCUGAUUUUGGUCUUGCCCAAAUGCUUAUCAAGGAGGGAGAAUCUGCUACAAUGUCAUCUGUGGCUGGCUCUUUCGGUUACAGAGCUCCAGAAUAUGCUCGUACAACACGAGUGAAUGAGAAGAUUGAUGUUUAUAGUUUUGGAGUUAUCCUUUUGGAGUUGACAACGGGAAGGAAAGCUAAUGACGAUGAUGAACACAUAUCUCUUGUAGAAUGGGCAUGGCGAUAUGUUCAAGAAAACAAAUUUAUAGUUGAUGCCUUGGAUGAGGAGGUCAAGGAACACUAUUACAUGGAUUCCAUGUGCUGUGUUUUCAGACUCGGACUCAGUUGUACUCACAAAUUUUUUACGCGGCCAUCCAUGAAAGAGAUUUUGAAUGUUUUGCUGCGAUGUUACAACCAACUCUUACUCUGUUAUGGAGACAAGACUAAUGGUUCAAGUCAUGCUUGCGAUAUAGAUGCUUAUCCCCUCCUCAAGAGUUCGAAGCGUGAGAGGAUGCUAGAAGAUGAUGAUGAUGAUGGUGUAAGUUUGGCAUCCAUCGUUUGA